Photinus pyralis (common eastern firefly) is the source of this 976-nucleotide messenger RNA. Its product is annotated as thioredoxin domain-containing protein 15-like. Gene Ontology annotation, biological process: cilium assembly. The record is from RefSeq and is a predicted model, not a curated record. The coding region runs from base 65 to 886 and encodes 273 amino acids. NCBI's taxonomy places the organism in Eukaryota, Metazoa, Arthropoda, Insecta, Coleoptera, Lampyridae. The transcript has 2 exons. Gene Ontology annotation, cellular component: cilium.
AAAUGGGACUCUCGAUCCACCGAUUUUGACACAUUUCAAUUUUCAGCUGAUAAAGUUAGGUUAUAUGGAUUUCAGUUUGAGAUGUAAACAUUACUCGUUCGUUACGAAAAUGCAUAUUUCUUUACUCUUCUUAAGUCUUUUAUUCACCAUCUCUCGAAGUGAAGUAAAUGAGACAGUCGAGAGUAGUGUAGACUUGGAAAGUCCUGACGUAAAUACGACACCUGCUUUACAAACUCCUCCUGUGAAUAGUUCAACAGCUUCAAAUGAAAGUACAGUGAAAUUUGUUUCAUGCCUACCUCAUGUCGGUACAGCUCAAGUACACCUGGUCAACGAUACAGAGUUAAUUAAAUAUCUUUCCACCAACCCUAACAUAACCAGUAAGGAAACUCCUGCCAACUGCAUUGUGGUCCUAUUUUAUUCGAAGUACUGCCCAUUCUCGAGCAUGGCGGCUCCCCAUUUUAAUGCACUCCCAAGAGCAUUUCCCACAUUCAAAAUGGUUGCAAUAAACGCCAUCUGGUAUAAUAUAUUUAAUGCACAGAACGGAAUUGUUGGUGUCCCGUCGUUGCUAUUGUUUCAUAAUGGCAAGCUCGUGGCAAAGUUCAACGAAUCCGAGUACACUCUCGAAUUAUUUUCGAGGUUUAUCGCGAAGCACACGGGUGUUCACGCCGAAGAUAAGUCCUUUGUAACGUCGGCAGAUUUCGGGGGACCUGUGUCCAGUAUUCCAACGAGGGAAGAUGACAUGCUGUUACUGUUAUCGUGGGUGUUUAUUGUACUAUGUGCGGCAUAUUACUUUAGCAAAUCUAAGUACUGGACUUGGAUUGUCGAAACCGUACAGAAUACAUGGCGGGAGUCAGAGGCACAGGCGCUGCACGAACAUGCAGAUUAAUUUUCUGAUAUUUGUUAUUAAUUUAUUUGUUAACUUGUUUACUAGUCAUUAAAUCAAUGGCGCCACAAUAAAUAAAGAAACCUGACUAAU